AAAAGCAAAAUCCCACAAACCCAUCUGUUUUCCAAGAGUAUAAACAAACAUCACUAAAUAAGAUUAGGCCACCGAUCCAACCCAAAAGAAUGGAAAACAUUGUAGUAAUGUUCCCGUCUUUACAAAUCGGCCAUUUGGUUUCAAUGGUAGAGCUAGGCAAACUCAUCAUCACGGCGGACGAUUCACUCGCCAUCACCAUCCUCCUCACGCCGCAACAUUACGAAAACAAAUCAACCGCAGACUAUGUCAAGACCAUCACUUCCACCACCCCUUCGAUCACCUUUCACUACCUCCCAACCCUCUCUCAACAGCCCGACCCAUCGGCCCAUUUCUUCGACCUCGUUUUCCAACUCAUCACCGCCUACAAACCCAUCCUCCGUGACACCCUACUAUCCAUAUCACAAAAGUCAAGCAUCAAAGGAGUCAUCAUUGAUUUUCUUUCAAAUGAUGCUUUUGAUGUCUGCAGGAGUCUUGACAUACCAACAUACUAUUUGUUCACUAAUAGCGCAUUUGGGCUUGGUGUGAUGUUGUAUCUUCGUACCAUACAUAAAAAUACUACUGAAAGCUUUAAAGAUUUGAAAAGUUAUAUUCAAGUUCCAGGAGUACCGCCGAUUUUUUCACUCGAUAUGCCCGGGACUUUGCUCGACAGGAACACUUUCUCUUAUAAAAAUAUACUCAACAUAUCUAACAACAUGGCUAAGUCCCAAGGUAUCAUUAACAACUCUUUCGCGGCUCUUGAGCAACGAGUGGUGAAGACACUGGCAGACGGUGAGCACAUCCCAGACGGUCCAACUCCGCCCAUUUACUACGUUGGGCCACUGAUUAGAAAUGUCACUAGUGACAAUGCAAAGGAUAAGUCGAUACAAUGGCUGGAUUCACAACCACCAAAAAGUGUUGUGGUUUUGAUCUUUGGUAGCAUGGGGAAGUUUAAAAAGGACCAAUUAAUGGAAAUGGCAAAUGGGUUAGAAAAGAGUGGCCAAAGAUUUUUGUGGGUUGUUCGAGAUCCACCACAAGAAUUUGAAAAGGGUCAUGAGUUUGCAAAAGUUAUCGAGCCGGAUCUUGAAGAUUUACUUCCAUCAGGGUUUAUAGACCGGAACAAAGAGAAGGGUUUGGUGUUAAAAAAUUGGGCACCACAAGGGGAAAUACUGAGACAUGGCUCAGUGGGUGGGUUCGUGUGUCAUUGUGGUUGGAACUCGGUUCUGGAAGCUCUGAAUGCUGGUGUUCCAAUGUUGGCGUGGCCUUUAUACGCCGAACAAAAGAUGAAUAGGGUGAGUUUGGUUGAGGGGAUGAAGGUGGCGUUGCGGUUGGAGAUGUCUGAGGAUGGGUUUGUGACUGCGGAUGAGUUAGCGGCGAGAUUGAAAGAGUUGAUGGAAGAAGAGAGUGGAAUGAGGUUGAAAGAACAUGUUUCGGCGAUUAGCAAGAGUGCUAAAGCCGCGGUGGCAGAUGGUGGUUCCUCCCGAGUUGCUGUGGUGGAGUUAAUCAAGUCACUAAAAUCGGCCUGAGUCUAGACUCGAUCACUCGUGGUCGAUUUCAUAACAAGGCUAUGUGCACGAGUACAAUUAUCUAUCUAGAGAUCCAUUUGAUCCUCAAAUGAGAUGAUAAGGUAGAUGUUUAUUGGUGAUUACUACCUACUUAUCAUUAUUUACUUUUAUUAUGUAUUAUUUGGUCAAUUAUUCGUGUUUCAAGUUAAUUGGUGGGCUUGUCACUAGAUGUAGAGGUGUUGAGGUUGUGCCUUUUGUACUUGUUUUCAUGCUUUUUAUCGGAUGAAUUGUUUCAAUA
Messenger RNA from Erigeron canadensis, 1779 nucleotides. RefSeq names its product UDP-glycosyltransferase 88B1-like. The record is from RefSeq and is a predicted model, not a curated record. The transcript has 2 exons. Gene Ontology annotation, molecular function: UDP-glycosyltransferase activity. Bases 90 to 1502 code for a protein of 470 amino acids. NCBI's taxonomy places the organism in Eukaryota, Viridiplantae, Streptophyta, Magnoliopsida, Asterales, Asteraceae.